AUGGUGCGGCGGGUGAGACAAUCCAACACCAUCUGCUUGAGUUCAUCCAGCGAAAGAGGUUGCGGAGAAAACUAUCCAUCAGGCAAGCAUAAGGGCGUGGACAGCAGCAGUAGUAGAGAGAUGGAAAUCCAAGAGGAAGCUGAAAAUUAUGAGGAGGUGGAGGAUCUACUCAACUAUUUUGAAAGAUGCACAUCUGAGAUAAAGGAAAGUCAGAAACAACUUUUGGACGUUGUAAUGGGUUUAUCCAAGUCCCUGAAUCAUCUAGAGUCUGGGAUAAUGAAGGAGCUGAGAAGAAUUAGUGUGGGCUACUGUGAUGGAUGUCAUAUGAAGGCCAUUCAAUGUAAAGCAGAGGAUGCUGAGCGAAAAGUGAGCAGGAAAUCAAAAAUGGGAUAUGAUUUCACUAUGUUGAAAAAAAAUAAUCACAUUCCUAGCACACCAGCACAAUCCAUGAAACAAAUGAUGGUUAAGAGUAGGGGAAGAAGAGAGAGUCGUAUGGUUAUCGGCGUUAAAAAUGGUAACAACUUUGGUGACUUUAUAGCCUCCCCAACUAAAGAGUACAACUCUCGGAAGACAAAGUGGAGCACUGUUGGUCUCCAAGAGAAUGAACCCAGAAGAAAGAUCUCAAAAAAAUCACCUAAAAUUGGUGAGCCAGAUUCUGAGAUGUCAUCUAACUCGACAAACGAAUACAAAGUCAAGAAGCAAACACCUAGCAGGGCACAUGAAAGAAAACCCAAAGGACUAGCAGGAAGGGUAUCAGUAUAUACCCAAAGAAGGAACGAAGCACGGAGAAGAGCAGAAGGAGCUUUAGAGACAAUAAGGAGAGAGGGAGUUGAUAAUUGCAAAACUGCUAGUGCUGUGGUUCAUGAUUUUCUCAUGAAUAUGACAUUGCCGCUGGAGCAAGCCGUCGUUACAAUUAGAGGCCAGGUAGCUAACAGAGAGCAUAUUCUUUGUCUAUUGCCUUGUAUGGGUGUCGAAGCUGAGAUUGUUAACUGUUACUCUGCAUUGCUCACGGCACGUGCAAGGAGAAAUUCUGGGAAUGCAUCAUAUCGCGUGUGGUACAUGCCGAGUUGGUCAGCGGAAAUGGUGACAAAAAAUGAGAUGACACUGGAUGAGCUGUAUAUCUAUUACCUAACUGAGAACAAAUUUGGUGGCUUGAUUAUGGAGUGUGAGAAGAUUUGUAUACCACUGAAUUGGGAUGGAAAACACUGGUAUUUGGCAGUCAUUUACAUGAAAGAGAAUAAGGUUAUGAUAUUCGACCCAUUCCCUGAUGAAGAUUUCAAUGAAUUGCGGUUGAUGAAUGCAAAGGUGGUGUGUUCAAAAAUUAGUGGUGCACUAUAUACGGGAUAUGGGGAAAAUUUCAGAUAUGACUUCAACGACUUUGAAUACUUGAGUCCCAGUUGGUGCCCAAGGUGGGACUCUGCUAUGUUCGUGAUGAAAUACAUGGAAGUAUGCGAUGAAAUGGAGGAUGGGAUCAAAAUUGAGAUAAUAUCCAAUCAAGCUAGGAGAAGCCGAGCAAUUGAACUAUUUGUGGAUGCAUCCAACGAAGCCAGACAAACCUGUGUUGAUGAAUUUGAAGGCCUUCAAGAGAUAUUCCAACCAAUAUAUGACAUUUUUCAGCUUCUACCUGCCAAAUUUCAAGUAGGAGUUUUCUCUGCUACCAUGCCACCUGAAGCCCUUGAAAUCACUAGAAAGUUUAUGAAUAAGCCGGUCAGGAUUUUGGUUAAGCGUGAUGAAUUAACUCUCGAGGGAAUUAAACAGUUUUAUGUGAAUGUUGAAAAGGAAGAGUGGAAGCUUGAAACUUUAUGUGAUCUCUAUGAGACUCUAGCCAUCACCCAGAGUGUGAUUUUCGUGAAUACUCGACGCAAAGUUGACUGGCUUACUGACCAAAUGAGAGGCCGUGACCACACAGUCUCAGCUACGCAUGGAGACAUGGAUCAGAAUACCCGGGAUAUAAUAAUGCGCGAAUUUCGCUCUGGUUCUUCUCGUAUUCUCAUCACCACUGAUCUCUUGGCUCGUGGCAUUGACGUCCAGCAAGUAUCUCUCGUCAUAAAUUAUGAUCUUCCAACUCAGCCGGAGAACUAUCUUCAUCGCAUAGGAAGAAGUGGACGGUUUGGAAGAAAAGGAGUUGCUAUAAAUUUCGUGACAAGGGAAGAUGAGAAAAUGUUGUUUGAUAUUCAGAAGUUCUACAAUGUGGUUGUCGAAGAACUUCCACAAAAUGUUGCUGAUCUCCUUGGAUGAGGUUGAUUUUGGCUUUUGUUAA
Messenger RNA from Coffea eugenioides, 2260 nucleotides. RefSeq lists its product as uncharacterized. Bases 1 to 2238 code for a protein of 745 amino acids. The record is from RefSeq and is a predicted model, not a curated record. NCBI's taxonomy places the organism in Eukaryota, Viridiplantae, Streptophyta, Magnoliopsida, Gentianales, Rubiaceae. Gene Ontology annotation, biological process: proteolysis. Gene Ontology annotation, molecular function: RNA binding; cysteine-type peptidase activity; RNA helicase activity. The transcript is spliced from 10 exons.